AACUGACAACAGAGUGCUGCUAAAAAUAAAUCAUGGCUUCUCCCCAAAUCGUGUUGAUUUCUGGCUGUUCUAGUGGCAUUGGACUCGCUACAGCAGUGUUUCUCGCCAAAGAUGCCGAGAAACGCUUCAAGGUUUAUGCCACCAUGAGAAAUCUGGCGAAGAAAGGACAAUUGGAGGAAGAAGGAAAGGAAUAUCUUGGAGACACACUGGUCAUUAAACAGAUGGAUGUAUGCAGCGACGAGUCAGUGCAGAAAGCUGUGAAGGAAGUGUUGGACACAGAGGGAAGAAUUGAUGUAUUGUUUAACAACGCUGGUACUCUUGUUAUGUCAGCGCUGGAAUGUGUCCCCAUCAAAGUCACCAAGGAGCUAUUUGAAGUCAACGUCUUCGGGGCACUGAGAUUAAUCCAGGCCGUGCUGCCGAGCAUGAAAGCGAGGGAGAGUGGGCUAAUCAUUAAUAACAGCAGCCAUCACGGUGUUGUUGGAGUUCCUUUCGUGGAAAUUUACAGCUCGUCAAAGUUUGCUGUAGAAGGUCUGACAGAGAGUAUGGCUCCACUACUCCGUCAGUUUAACAUAAGAUGCUGUCUGUUGCAACCAGGCCCCGUUGAAACUCCUGUAAGGUCGAAAGCGAGCGACUGGAGUCAAGAGAGCGUGGACUUGACAACCUUGGACGCCAAGACGAAAAGUUUGAUGGAAGCGGUUAAUGAAUAUUUUGGCAAAAUACUCGGUGAAACUAUGCAGAGCAGUGAAGAAAUUGCGCAAGUUGUGCAGGAAAUCAUAUUAGGGCAGAAAAAAAGCCUGCGACUACAAACCAAUGUAAAAUACGGCCCCGGUGAAAUUGCUGCCAAAUUAGCUGAUCCUACGGGGGACGCAUUGAUCAGUAUUGUGGCUAAACGUUAUUUUAAUGAAUAAGUUUGCUGUUAUUUGUCUAACUGUACCUCGUCAGGAAUCUUCAUGUUGCUUUAAUAAGCCUUCAAAUCAAAAAUCUUAAAUUAACCUUGGGUGAAGCAUGCUUAAAUAUGAAAAUCUCGACGUUGUGAAAAUUAAUCAU
Molecule: messenger RNA, 1047 nt
Organism: Pocillopora verrucosa
Lineage: Eukaryota; Metazoa; Cnidaria; Anthozoa; Scleractinia; Pocilloporidae
Product: retinol dehydrogenase 8-like
Cellular component (GO): cytosol
Molecular function (GO): oxidoreductase activity
Source: RefSeq, a predicted model, not a curated record